Microdochium trichocladiopsis is the source of this 738-nucleotide messenger RNA. RefSeq lists its product as uncharacterized. Lineage: Eukaryota; Fungi; Ascomycota; Sordariomycetes; Xylariales; Microdochiaceae. Bases 52 to 738 code for a protein of 228 amino acids. The transcript has 3 exons. The record is from RefSeq and is a predicted model, not a curated record.
CAAGAUGACAACGAACAGCCUGAUCCAACUUUUGUAAAAACCACCAUCAAAAUGGCCGACAUGGCAGGCCUCGCCUUGGGCGUGGUAUCCCUGGGCAUCACUGUCUGCAAAGGCAUCAUCACGUACGCAGACGCCGUCAGCAGCUACUCCGGCGACGUGAAAUCCCUGAGCAACCUCGCCACGAACCUCGAUCGCAAUCUUCGUAUUGCCCAGGAGACCAUCAACAGGCAUGUCUCAUCGACUGCCUCGGACACAGGGCCGUCACAAACGAAUACAGCUCUGUCCACCAUGCAGCCUUCUACCGCCAUGGUCGAGACAGAGAAAGCGUCCCAAGACACCAUCACGACUUCGCUGUCAGUCUCUUCGGUGGGAGCGUGCAUAAAGUCUUGCGAAGCCGAUCUGCGCGCGCUCGAGAGUCUCGUUGACGACCUCGCGGGGGUGCCGCUCUCGAACCCGACUUUCCGCGAGAGCUGCCGCAGAGUCUUCAAGAAGUUGACUUAUGCCCUCCACAGCGAAAAGAAGGCCGAGAUGGAGCACAGGAUGAACAGUGUCAACAGCACUUUGCAAGUGGCGUUGCAGAAUCUCGGGAUCAACAUCUCGUUGGAUCAAACCGAUCUUGUCAAGAAGGCACACGCCGAGACGGCCGCGAAAAUCGACCAGAAUUCCGCGGCAAUCAUGCUGCAUAGAGGCCGAAACCCGAAUCGUCGUGUCACAAAGGGCAAUGACAAGGGAGACUAG